GACAUUCUCGUCAUCUUCGCAUUUAUGUAAGCAAAUUAAAACACACUUGUCAGUGAUAUCCACUCCAUCAGAAACGCUCGACCGUUUGCUUCUUAAAUCCUUUAUUUCUCUCCUUGUUAUUUUUCAUCUUUAACGAUACGAAUUUCCAACCCCACCACAAUCUUUCCUCUCUCUCUCUCUCUCUCUCUCUCUCUCUCUCUCUCUCUCAAAGUUUCUAAAGAAAAGAAAAAUGAGGCAACACUCCUUGUCUUUGUUACAGUUGGUACUGCUGUUGCUACCCCCUCCAAGCAUGACAUUUACCGUGAUCAUGACGGACUCAAACGUCCCGUCGACACUCGUCGAUACCCCACAAACCGGAUUCUCCAUUGCCCAUGAUCGUGCACGCACUGAUUCCCAUGAGCAAAAGGCCGUUUACGAGAUCAUGAAGGCUACCGGUAACUCAUGGGCUACUUCCAUUCCUGACGUCUGCCGUGGCCGUUGGCAUGGGAUCGAGUGCAUGCCUGACAAGGACGAUGUCUACCAUAUCGUCUCUCUCUCGUUCGGCGCACUUUCCGACGACACCGCCUUCCCUACUUGCGAUCAAUCUACCUCCUUUAUCUCCCCUUGGCUAACUAAACUACCCCACAUCAGGUCACUCUUCUUCUACCAGUGUUUCACCCGUAACCCUCAACCUAUUCCUCCCUUCCUUGCUCACCUAGGUCCCACCCUCCAGUCUCUUGUCCUUAGGAACAAUGGGCAUGUGGGUCCCAUCCCCACCCAGUUGGGAAAUCUCACUUUGCUUCGCGUUCUGGAUCUCCAUUCAAACAAUCUAACCUCAUCCAUCCCUCAGUCAUUCACCAACCUGGCCCAUCUCCGAUCACUGGAUCUCAGUAGCAAUCGAUUAACGGGUAGGAUUCCAGAUCUGCCCACGUCAACACUCAACGUACUCGACCUCAGCCAGAACCUCCUCCAAGGCUCGAUCCCUGCCAGUCUCGGAAACUGCCCUUCUCUUAUUAAGAUGGAUUUAAGUAGAAACUACCUUACAGGUCCCAUUCCCAACUCUUUCGACGGUCUCAGAAGCCUAAUGCUGCUUGAUCUCAGCUACAACCGCCUGUCCGGCCCAUUCCCAGUCUCACUCGGGAGCUUAACUUCUCUCAGAGCACUGAUCCUAAAAGUGAACUCUAUGCAAUCAACGGUCAUUCCCAAUGCCGUCUUCUCACCUCUAAAAAAUCUGAUGAUCCUUAUUCUCUCCGACAUGGGCCUGCAUGGGACCAUACCUGAGUCAAUCGGCUGCUUACCCAGUCUACGUGUUCUUCAUUUAGACCGGAAUGAUUUAAACGGUUCCAUUCCUCAGAGCUUCAGGCACUCGGGCAAUCUCAACGAACUAAGGGUGAACGACAAUCGGUUGGUGGGUCCCAUACCGUUCGGUAGGGAGAUGCUGUGGAAAAUGGGCAGGAAGCUGAAGCUUGCAAACAACUCAGGCCUUUGUUAUGAUGGAUGUAGUAGCAACGGUCGAGAUGAGGGCGUUGAUUCCUCGUUUGUGCUGGGGAUCGCUUGUUGUGAGUCCCAAACAGCACCAGUGGGGACCACAACGAAGCAUCUUUCAUCUAUUGAUCAUCAAGAGCCAGAACACAUUUCACCAUCCGUUUCUGGAGCAUCUGCCCUUAAUUAUAUGCAGCUGCUUCCAUCGACAGCGAUUUUGCUGAUGGGGCUUCUGCUGUUGUGAUUGUUUGCUUGAAGUCUUCCUGUUAGAAACUCUGUAAAUGUAAUUUCUGUCUGUUGCAUAUCCUAGAAACAGUUGCAGUUUUUGAGUUUUCCACUUGAGUAGGCCCCACUAUGGUGUUAGUGUUUAAUCCACCCCAACCAUCACCUGUGGAACCAAAUUUUAUUCUAAGGUCCAAAAAUCAACCCCGGCCAUAGUUUAUUUACACUACAGGAUUUGACAUAGUGUACAUAGAAAGCACACCCGUGAAACUGUUUCUCA
This is a messenger RNA of Magnolia sinica, 1963 nucleotides long. RefSeq names its product protein TOO MANY MOUTHS-like. The transcript has a single exon. The record is from RefSeq and is a predicted model, not a curated record. The coding region runs from base 230 to 1705 and encodes 491 amino acids. Gene Ontology annotation, molecular function: protein binding. NCBI's taxonomy places the organism in Eukaryota, Viridiplantae, Streptophyta, Magnoliopsida, Magnoliales, Magnoliaceae.